Messenger RNA from Acanthosepion pharaonis, 7845 nucleotides. The record is from the annotation of a GenBank genome assembly. Lineage: Eukaryota; Metazoa; Mollusca; Cephalopoda; Sepiida; Sepiidae.
AUGACAACAAUAUCUCUCUACAUUCCACUUUCAACAACAAUAUCUCUCUACAUUCCACUUUCAACAACAAUAUCUGUCUCUCUACAUUCCACUUAUGACAACAAUAUCUCACUACAUUCCACUUUCUAUCUCAGUACAUUCCACUUUCGACAACAAUAUCUGUCUCUCUACAUUCCACUUUCAACAACAUUAUCUGUCUCACUACAUUCCAAUUUCAUAUCUCAGUACAUUCCACUUUCGACAACAAUAUCUGUCUCACUACAUUCCACUUAUGACAACAAUAUCUGUCUCUCUACAUUCCACUUUCAACAACAAUAUCUUUCUACAUUCCACUUUCAACAACAAUAUCUGUCUCACUACAUUCCACUUAUGACAACAAUAUCUGUCUCUCUACAUUCCACUUUCAACAACAAUAUCUCAGUACAUUCCACUUUCAACAACAAUAUCUGUCUCUCUACAUUCCACUUUCAACAACAAAAUCUCUCUACAUUCCACUUUCAACAACAAUAUCUGUCUCACUACAUUCCACUUUCAACAACAAUAUCUCAGUACAACAAUAUCUGUCUCUCUACAUUUCCACUUUCAACAACAAUAUCUCUCUACAUUCCACUUUCGACAACAAUAUCUGUCUCACUACAUUCCACUUUCAACAACAAUAUCUCAGUCAUUCCACUUUCUACUGUCUCUCUACAUUCCACUUUCAACAACAAUAUCUGUCUCACUACAUUCCACUUUCAACAACAAUAUCUCAGUACAUUCCACUUUCGACAACAAUAUCUGUCUCUCUACAUUCCACUUUCAACAACAAUAUCUCUCUACAUUCCACUUUCGACAACAAUAUCUGUCUCACUACAUUCCACUUAUGACAACAAUAUCUGUCUCUCUACAUUCCACUUUCAACAACAAUAUCUCUCUACAUUCCACUUUCAACAACAAUAUCUGUCUCACAUUCCAUAUCUCACUUUCCACUUUCAACAACAAUAUCUGUCUCACUACAUUCCACUCCUGACAACAAUAUCUCUCUCUACAUUCCACUUUCAACAACAAUAUCUCUCUACAUUCCACUUUCGACAACAAUAUCUGUCUCUCUACAUUCCACUUUCAACAACAAUAUCUAAGUACAUUCCACUUUCGACAACAAUAUCUGUCUCACUACAUUUCACUUUCAACAACAAUAUCUCAGUACAUUCCACUUUCGACAACAAUAUCUGUCUCUCUACAUUCCACUUUCAACAACAAUAUCUCAGUACAUUCCACUUUCGACAACAAUAUCUGUCUCUCUACAUUCCACUUUCAACAACAAUAUCUCAGUACAUUCCACUUUCGACAACAAUAUCUGUCUCACUACAUUCCACUUAUGACAACAAUAUCUGUCUCUCUACAUUCCACUUUCAACAACAAUAUCUCAGUACAUUCCACUUUCGACAACAAUAUCUGUCUCACUACAUUCCACUUAUGACAACAAUAUCUGUCUCUCUACAUUCCACUUUCAACAACAAUAUCUCAGUACAUUCCACUUUCGACAACAAUAUCUGUCUCUCUACAUUUCCACUUUCAGUACAACAACAAUAUCUGUCUCUCUACAUUCCACUUUCAACAACAAUUCUGUCUCACUACAUUCCACUUAUGACAACAAUUCUGUCUCUCUACAACUUUCAACAAUAUCUGUCUCACACAUUCCACUUUCGACAACAAUAUCUGUCUCUCUACAUUCCACUUAUGAACAACAAUAUCUGUCUCUACAUUCCACUUUCAACAACAAUAUCUCUCUACAACAAUAUCUGUCUCACUACAUUCCACUUAUUAUCUGUCUCUCUACAUUCCACUUUCAACAACAAUAUCUCAGUACAUUCCACUUUCGACAACAAUAUCUGUCUCACUACAUUCCACUUACAACAAUAUCUGUCUCUCUACAUUCCACUUUCAACAACAACAAUAUCUCUCUACAUUCCACUUUCGACAACAAUAUCUGUCUCUCUACAUUCCACUCCCAACAAUAUCUCUCUCUACAUUCCACUUUCCACAACAAUAUCUGUCUCUACAUUCCACUUUCAACAACAAUAUCUCUCUACAUUCCACUUUCAACAACAAUUCCAUUUUCAACAACAAUAUCUCACUACAUUCUCUCUGUCUCUCUACAUUCCACUUUCAACAACAAUAUCUCUCUCUCACUUUCGACAACAAUUCCACAUUUCAACAACAAUAUCUGUCUCUCUAAUUCCACUUUCAACAACAAUAUCUCAGUACAUUCCACUUUCGACAACAAUAUCUGUCUCUCUACAUUUCCACUUUCAACAACAAUAUCUCAGUACAUUCCACUUUCGACAACAAUAUCUGUCUCUCUACUAUUUCCACUUUCAACAACAAUAUCUCAGUACAUUCCACUUUCGACAACAAUAUCUGUCUCUCUACAUUCCACUUUCAACAACAAUAUCUGUCUCCUACAUUCCACUUUCAACAACAAUAUCUCUCUACAUUCCACUUUCAACAACAAUAUCUGUCUCUACAUUUCCAUUUCAACAACAAUAUCUCUCUACAUUCCACUUUCGACAACAAUAUCUGUCUCUCUACAUUCCACUUUCAACAACAAUAUCUCUCUACAUUCCACUUUCAACAACAAUAUCUCUCUCCUACAUUCCACUUUUCAACAAUAAUAUCUGUCUCUCUACAUUCCACUUUCAACAACAAUAUCUCUCUAUUUCCACUUUCAUAUCUGUCUCUCUACAUUCCACUUUCAACAAAUAUCUCAUACAUUCCACUUUCUCAAUAUCUGUCUCUACAUUCCACUUUUUUCAACAACAAUAUCUCAGUACAUUCCACUUUCAUGACAACAAUAUCUCUCUACAUUCCACUUUCGACAACAAUAUCUGUCUCUCUACAUUCCACUUUCAAUCCUCUCUACAUUCCACUUUCAACAACAAUAUCUGUCUCUCUACAUUCCAUAUCUGUCUCACUACAUUCCACUUUCAACAACAAUAUUCUCUACAUUCCACUUUCGACAACAAUAUCUGUCUCUCUACAUUCCACUUUCAUUCCACUUUUUCAACAACAAUAUCUCUCUCUACAUUCCACUUUCAACAACAAUAUCUGUCUCACUACAUUCCACUUUCAACAACAAUUCUCAGUACAUUCCACUUUCAACAACAAUAUCUGUCUCUCUCUACAUUUCACUUUCAACAACAAUUCUGUCUCUCACUAUUCCACUUUCAACAACAAUAUCUCAGUACAUUCCACUUUCGACAACAAUAUCUGUCUCUCUACAUUCCACUUUCAACAACAAUAUCUGUCUCACUACAUUCCACUUUCAACAACAAUAUCUCAGUACAUUCCACUUUCGACAACAAUAUCUGUCUCACUACAUUCCACUUACAACAAUAUCUGUCUCUCUACAUUCCACUUUUCAACAAUAUCAAUAUCUGUCUCACACUACAUUCCACUUAUCUAUCUGUCUCAUUUCCACUUUCAACAACAAUAUCUGUCUCUCUACAUUCCACUUUCUCUAACAACAAUAUCUGUCUCUCUACAUUCCACUUUCAACAACAAUAUCUCAGUACAUUCCAUUUCAACAACAAUAUCUGUCUCUCUACAUUUCACUUUCAACAACAAUAUCUCUCUACAUUCCACUUUCAACAACAAUAUCUGUCUCUCUACAUUCCACUUUCAACAACAAUAUCUGUCUCUCUACAUUCCAUUUCCAACAAUAUCUCUACAUUUCCACUUUCGACAAUAUCUGUCUCUCUACAUUCCACUUUCAACAAAUAUCUCAGUAAUCUCUCAGUACAUUCCACUUUCCUGUCUCUCUACAUUCCACUUUCAACAACAAUAUCUGUCUCUACAUUCCACUUUCAACAACAAUAUCUCUCUACAUUCCACUUUCGACAAUCUCUCUCUACAUUCCACUUUCAACAACAAUAUCUCUCACAUUCCCUUUCUAUCUGUCUCACUACAUUCCACAUUCCUCUCUUUCCACUUUCAACAACAAUAUCUCUCUCAUUCCACUUUCAACAACAAUAUCUCCACAUUUCACUUUCAACAACAAUAUCUCUCAGUACAUUCCACUUUCAACAACAAUAUCUGUCUCUACAUUUCCACUUUCAACAACAAUAUCUCAUUCAUUCCACUUUCAACAACAAUAUCUGUCUCUCUACAUUCCACUUUCCAACAAUAUCUCAGUACAUUCCACUUUCAAACAAUAUCUGUCUCUCUACAUUUCCACUUUCAACAACAAUAUCUCAGUACAUUCCACUUUCAACAACAAUAUCUGUCUCUACAUUCCACUUUCACAACAAUAUCUCUCUACAUUCCACUUUCAACAAUAUCUGUCUCACUACAUUCCACGACAACAAUAUCUGUCUCUCUACAUUCCACUUUAUCUGUCUCUACAACAAUAUCUCAGUACAUUCCACUUUCGACAACAAUAUCUGUCUCACUACAUUCCACUUUCAACAACAAUAUCUCAGUACAUUCCACUUUCGAUAUCUGUCUCUCUACAUUCCACUUUCAACAACAAUAUCUGUCUCAGUACAUUCCACUUUCGACAACAAUAUCUGUCUCUCUACAUUCCACUUUCAACAACAAUAUCUCAAUUAUCUGUCUCACUACAUUCCACUUAUGACAACAAUAUCUUACAUUCCACUUUCGACAACAAUAUCUGUCUCACUACAUUCCACUUAUGACCUGUCUCUCAACAUUCCAGUUUCAACAACAAUAUCUCUCUACUUCCACUUUCUACAUUCCACUCCAACAAUAUCUCAGUACAUUCCACUUUCGACAACAAUAUCUGUCUCUCUACAUUCCACUUUCAACAACAAUAUCUCAGUACAUUCCACUUUCGACAACAAUAUCUGUCUCUCUACAUUCCACUUUCAACAACAAUAUCUGUCUCACUACAUUCCACUUAUGACAACAAUAUCUGUCUCUCUACAUUCCACUUUCAACAACAAUAUCUCAGUACAUUCCACUUUCGACAACAAUAUCUGUCUCUCUACAUUCCACUUUCAACAACAAUAUCUGUCUCAUUCCACUUAUGACAACAAUAUCUGUCUCUCUACAUUCCACUUUCAACAACAAUAUCUCAGUACAUUCCACUUUCGACAACAAUAUCUGUCUCACUACAUUCCACUUAUGACAACAAUAUCUGUCUCUCUACAUUCCACUUUCAACAACAAUAUCUCUCUACAUUCCACUUUCGCCAACAAUAUCUUACAUUCCACUUUCGACAACAAUAUCUGUCUCUCUACAUUCCACUUUCAACAACAAUAUCUCAGUACAUUCCACUUUCGACAACAAUAUCUGUCUCACUACAUUCUACUUUCAACAACAAUAUCUCAGUACAUUCCACUUUCGACAACAAUAUCUGUCUCUCUACAUUCCACUUUCAACAACAAUAUCUCAGUACAUUCCACUUUCGACAACAAUAUCUGUCUCUCUACAUUCCACUUUCAACAACAAUAUCUCAGUACAUUCCACUUUCGACAACAAUAUCUGUCUCUCUACAUUCCACUUUCAACAACAAUAUCUGUCUCACUACAUUCCACUUUCAACAACAAUAUCUGUCUCUCUACAUUCCACUUUCAACAACAAUAUCUCAGUACAUUCCACUUUCAACAACAAUAUCUGUCUCACUACAUUCCACUUAUGACAACAAUAUCUGUCUCUCUACAUUCCACUUUAUCUCUCUAUACCACUUUCCAACAACAAUAUCUGUCUCUCUACAUUCCACUUUCAACAAUAUCUCUCUACAUUCCACUUUCAACAACAAUAUCUGUCUCCUACAUUCCACUUAUGACAACAAUAUCUGUCUCUCUACAUUUCAAUUCAACAAUAUCUCUCUAUAUUCCAUUUCCAACAAUAUCUGUCUCUCUACAUUUCCUCUUUCAACAAUAUCUCUCUACAUUCCACUUUCAACAACAAUAUCUGUCUCACUACAUUCCACUUAUGACAACAAUAUCUCAGUACAUUCCACUUUCGACAACAAUAUCUGUCUCUACAUUCCACUUUCAACAACAAUAUCUCAGUACAUUCCACUUUCGACAACAAUAUCUGUCUCACUUCAUUCCACUUUCAACAACAAUAUCUCAGUACAUUCCACUUUCGACAACAAUAUCUGUCUCUCUACAUUCCAUUUCCAACAAUAUCUCAGUACAUUCCACACAACAAUAUCUGUCUCUCUACAUUCCACUUUCAACAACAAUAUCUCAGUACAUUCGACUUUCGACAACAAUAUCUGUCUCUCUACAUUUCCACUUUCAACAACAAUAUCUGUCUCACUACAUUCCACUUAUGACAACAAUAUCUGUCUCUCUACAUUUCCACUUUCAACAACAAUAUCUCAGUACAUUCCACUUUUUCAACAAUAUCUGUCUCAUUCCACUUAUGACAACAAUAUCUGUCUCUACAUUCCAUUUCCACAACAAUUCUCUCUACAUUCCACUUUCGACAACAAUAUCUGUCUCACAUUCCACUUAUGACAAAAAUAUCUGUCUCUCUACAUUCCACUUUCAACAACAAUAUCUCAGUACAUUCCACUUUCGACAACAAUAUCUGUCUCACUACAUUCCACUUAUGACAACAAUAUCUGUCUCUCUACAUUCCACUUAUGACAACAAUAUCUCUCUAUAUUCCACUUUCGACAACAAUAUCUGUCUCUCUACAUUCCACUUUCAACAACAAUAUCUCUCUACAUUCCACUUUCAACAACAAUAUCUGUCUCACUACAUUCCACUUAUGACAACAAUAUCUGUCUCUCUACAUUCCAAUUCAACAACAAUAUCUCUCUAUAUUCCACUUUCGACAACAAUAUCUUACAUUCCACUUUCAACAACAAUAUCUGUCUCACUACAUUCCACUCAUGACAACAAUGUCUGUCUCUCUACAUUCCACUUUCAACAACAAUAUCUCUCUACAUUCCACUUUCGACAACAAUAUCUGUCUCUCUACAUUCCACUUUCAACAACAAUAUCUCAUCUUUCGUCAACAAUAUCUGUCUCACUACAUUCCACUCCAACAAUAUCUGUCUCUCUACAUUUCCACUUUCAACAACAAUAUCUGUCUCACUUUGACAACAAUAUCUGUCUCUCUACAUUCCACUUUCAACAACAAUAUCUCAGUACAUUCCAGUUUGACAACAAUAUCUGUCUCUCUACAUUCCACUUUCAACAACAAUAUCUCAGUACAUUCCACUUUCAACAACAAUAUCUGUCUCUACAUUCCUCACAUAUCUGUCUCUCUACAUUCCACUUUCAACAACAAUAUCUCUCUACAUUCCACUUUCGACAACAAUAUCUGUCUCUCUACAUUCCACUUUCAACAACAAUAUCUCAGUACAUUCCACUUUCGACAACAAUAUCUGUCUCCACUACAUUCCUCAUGACAACAAUAUCUGUCUCUCUACAUUCCACUUUCAACAACAAUAUCUCUCUACAUUCCACUUUCAACAAAAAUAUCUGUCUCACUACAUUCCACUUUCAACUUUAUCUGUCUCUCUACAUUCCACUUAUGACAAUAAUAUCUCUCUAUAUUCCUUUCGACAACAAUAUCUGUCUCAACAUUCCAAACAAUAUCUGUCUCUCUACAUUCCACUUUCAACAACAAUAUCUGUCUCACACAUUCCACUUAUUAUCUGUCUCACUACAUUCCACUUUCAAUAUCUGUCUCUCUACAUUCCACAACAACAAUAUCUCUCUCUAUUCUAACAAUUCGCUCUACAUUCCACUUUCGACAUCAAUAUCCAUCUCUCUACAUUCCACUUUGACAACAAUAUCUCUUACUCUACAUUCCACUUUUGACAUCAAUAUCCAUCUCUCUUUCCACUUACUGCAAUAUCUCUUACAUUCCCACUUUUGA